CCCUUCCUUAAACCCCAUAGUAACAAAAGCCCCCCAGCACAGCCUCUCUCCUCGCAGCCUCUCUCUCUUUGGUGCCCGAUUAAACUGCACUCAAGAGGCAACAAUGGCGGGGUUCGUACCUCCAGGUACAACGUUGUUAGGCAAUGAAGCUACAUCAGAAGCAGCCAAAAAGAUCAAUGAGGUUCACAAAAAAGUUGAUUACUUGAACCUUCCUUGUCCAAUCCCCUAUGAAGAACUCCAUCGUGAAGCACUCAUGUCUUUGAAGCCUGAGUAUUUUGAGGGGAUGCGUUUUGAUUUUACCAAAGGACUGAAUCAGAAAUUCUCUCUCAGUCAUAGUGUGAUGAUGGGGCCUAUGGAAAUUCCUUCUCAAUCUUCAGAAGCCAUCAAAAUCCCUACUGCUCACUAUGAGUUUGGUGCUAACUUUAUAGACCAAAAGACAAUGCUUAUCGGGAGGGUUUUGACUGAUGGGAGAGUAAAUGCAAGAGUGAAGUGUGAUUUGACUGAUGAUCUUGCUUUAAAGGCUAAUGCUCAGCUUACAAAUGAGCCUCACAUGUCCCAUGUCAUGUUGAACUUCGAUUACAAGGGUAAAGACUACAGGAGCCAGUUGCAACUAGGAAAUGGUGCCUUAUUUGGUGCCAGUUACAUUCAGAGUGUGACCCCUCAUAUGUCUUUGGGUGCUGAAGUAUUUUGGGCUGGUCAGCAUCGAAAAUCUGGUGUUGGAUAUGCUGGUCGGUAUGAGACGGACAAGAUGGUUGCUGCAGGGCAAGUUGCUAGCACUGGAUUGAUGGCUUUGAGCUACGUGCAGAAGGUUUCUGAGAAGGUUUCACUAGCUACAGACUUCAUGUACAAUUACUUAUCAAAGGAUGUGACUGCUAGUGUUGGCUAUGAUUAUGCCCUCAGACAAGCCCGUUUGAGAGGAAAGAUUGAUUCCAAUGGAUGCACAUCCGCCUUCUUGGAAGAACGCUUGAAUAUGGGUCUCAAUUUCGUUCUUUCUGCAGAGUUGGAUCAUAAGAAAAAAGAUUACAAAUUUGGAUUCGGGUUGACAGUGGGCUAAUUUAAAGAGCUGAAGGCAUCCGACCUUGUAUCAGCAAAUUCCGCAUAAAACCUGCUGCUCGCAGCUUGGCAAAUUCCUGCGUCAACCUUGCCUUUUGUUUGAACAGUUCCUUCUCUUUGCCUACUUUGAACUGUUUUGAGAAAACAUUAUUUGUGCAGCAGCAGCAGCUGCAGCCGGAACAGGUUUAGCUGCAAGUAGUAUUCAUUGAAUUGGUAUAAUUUUGCCUGCAUUUCUAUAGCUCUACUAUGAAAUUAUCGAAGAGAAGCGUCCACGCUUCUCAUUUCGAAUCA
Populus nigra (black poplar) is the source of this 1344-nucleotide messenger RNA. Its product is annotated as mitochondrial import receptor subunit TOM40-1-like. Lineage: Eukaryota; Viridiplantae; Streptophyta; Magnoliopsida; Malpighiales; Salicaceae. The record is from RefSeq and is a predicted model, not a curated record. The transcript has 11 exons. Gene Ontology annotation, biological process: protein import into mitochondrial matrix. Gene Ontology annotation, molecular function: transmembrane protein transporter activity. Gene Ontology annotation, cellular component: mitochondrial outer membrane translocase complex; mitochondrial outer membrane. The coding region runs from base 104 to 1054 and encodes 316 amino acids.